AUUUCUCUUCGUGACUAUGACGGUGCCGGCGGUGCUGACAGGACGCCCAGAACCGCAGUGGAGGGACAGCGAUGCCAUUAAAGUAAACAAAGAUCCUUCACUGAAACGCGUCUUGCUCUCGAACUCGUCUCCAAGGGUUAUAAUGACGAAGAAUGCCAUACUCCACUUCGGUCCAAAUUCUGAAGACUGGAGUAACUUAAUAAAUUCUUUAAACUCCACCUCCGAUGUCCAGAGGGACCCAAGGCGAGGAUUCGAAGCCACAGAGAGCGGAUCUUAGACAGGAUGAAAAUAGAUUCGACAGAAGCUAAAUUGGACACUAAUUCUACACUAAAGUUCC
This is a messenger RNA of Penaeus monodon (black tiger shrimp), 337 nucleotides long. RefSeq lists its product as uncharacterized. Lineage: Eukaryota; Metazoa; Arthropoda; Malacostraca; Decapoda; Penaeidae. The record is from RefSeq and is a predicted model, not a curated record.